ACGGGAAGAGGAAACCCUUCCAGACUCACCGGCUUCGCCGCAGCUUCCGAUGCGAUCCGAAUGGAGGCGCCUCCGGCGGAGGCUCGACGGCAGCGGACGCUGUCGGAGAGCGAGGCGGCGGAGGGAGAGCCCCUCCUCGUGGCUGAGCUGAAGCCAGGACGGCCUCAGCAAUAUGACUGGAAAUCGAGCUGUGAGACGUGGAGUGUGGCCUUCUCCCCAGAUGGUGCCUGGUUUGCCUGGUCUCAGGGCCACUGUGUGGUCAAGCUGCUUCCCUGGCCUUUGGAGGGGACUGAGCAGAACUGCAAACCUUUGGAGCGCAAGACCCUGUGCGUGAAAACGGAGGCCAGGGCCCGAGGCGGAGCCAAGGAGAAGACGUUGGAAUGUGGGCAGAUAGUUUGGGGCCUGGCCUUCAGCAAUUGGCUCCCUUCCCGCUCGAGGAAGUACAUCCUGCGGGCGCCGGGCACUUCCUGUUUGGUCCUGGCCACAGGAUUGAACGAUGGGCAGAUUAAAGUCUGGGAGGUGCAGACAGGGUGUUUGCUGUUCAACCUCUUGGGGCAUCAAGAUGUGGUGAGGGACUUGAGCUUUGCACCGGGCGAAAGCUGCUCCAUCCUCGUCUCCGCCUCCCGUGACAAAACCCUGCGCGUCUGGGACCUGAGUCAAAACGGGAAGCAACUGAAGGUGCUGUCCGGACACGUGCAAUGGGUCUACUGUUGCUGCAUCUCUCCCGACGGGCAUAUGUUGUGUUCUGCCGCUGGAGAGAAAUCGGCCCUGCUCUGGAGUAUGUCCUCGUACAGCCUCCUCCGAAGACUCGAAGGGCACCAGGGCUGCGUUGUGUCCUGUGAGUUCUCUCCGGACUCGGCUCUUCUUGCGACCGCCUCGUACGAUACGUUCGUGAUCCUCUGGGACCCCUGUACGGGGGAGCAGCUGCGAUCCCUCUGCCACAUUCCAUUGCAGUCUGCUCUGGACCACGGCAGCGACUUCCACGCCAGCUCCCUGCGAUCUGUCUGUUUCUCACCCGAAGGCCUUUACCUCGCAACUGUGGCGGAUGACAGGCUCCUGAGGAUCUGGGCCUUGGAGCUCGAUAGCCCGGUUGCCUUUGCCCCGGUGAAGAACGGUCUCUGCUGUACCUAUUUCCCACAUGGCGGGAUCAUCGCUACAGGGACAAGGGAUGGCCACGUCCAGUUCUGGACUGCUCCGCAAGCGCUCUCUUCUCUGAAGCACCUAUGCCGCAACGUUCUCCGCGGCCGCUUCACGACUCACCAGGUGCUGGCACUGCCCAUCCCAAAAAAGAUGAAAGAGUUCCUCACCUACAGGACUUUGUGACCCCGAGGACCGCGGCGGCUCAACCAAGCAGGGCAGUUACUUGCCGGUUGCUUUUCUUUAAAAACACAGUGAGGUUCACGCCACGGCUGGUGCUCUGCAGGAAAGAGGCCAAAGGUCUUACUUUCUUCAGCACGGGGCUGUGCAGUAACUUUAUAUCUGCGAACAUUACCACAAAUGCCGUCGGCUAGGGAAGAUACGUUCAACCUCUUUCGCGCCAGCCCCCAGGAAAAACGGGGUGGAUCUUCAGCCUACCUGACCCAACAGCAAAUGAGGCUUUAUUUUCCCCACCAGCAUUUCUUUGUUUAACAUAAAGGCUCCCUCUUGGGAUAUCAAAAGCUGGAACAUCUCCGGAGUCACAAGAGAACAAUUGUUGCCCACAAUUCUUAUCUUUCAGCCUGCAAAUGGCUGCUGGUCGUUAAUUUUUGUUGUUGUUGUUGUUAUUUCUCCUGGUCUAGAAGGAGAAAGCUUGAUCUGUAUCACUUCCUUCAAGAAGAAUGAAAACCUUUCCUGCCUGAAUGCGUGCUGCUGGUAGAUCUCUACCCAUUUGCCCUUUAUGGAGAGCUGGCAGCUGAAGUUAUGGACGUUCGUUGGACUUUGGAUGGAUUAGGAAGAACGUCCUUUGCAUGGAUAAGCGAUCGUAGGGACAUUUCAAAGUUCACUGUCGUUUCAGGACAAAUUCUUUUCCUGGCGGACCCAAAUGUGAUGGGAGUUGUGUUUAUUUCAACAGCGGCAUGAAACUAACAAAAGUGGGACGAUAGAGCACCCGCUGUUCAACCACAGGCUGUGAGAGCUACAGCCGUCUAUAAUCAUUGGUCAAUUGUGGUGGUGUUGUUUCAAUGUCAGGAGCAUGAAAAUGGAGGGUCCCCAACUGGAUGCAUAGAGGCAAAUGCUUCACUGAAGGCUCCACAUUGGUGCAGGGGAGUCAGAUGGCCUUCUCUCUCUCCGAUCUGUGUCUGUGCCAGGGAUGGGCAAUUCGUGGUCCUCCAGAUGCUUUGGCCUACAACUCCCAUGAGGCCUUCCUAGCAUAGCCAGUGUUGAAGGCUGAUGGGAGCUAUAGGCCAAAACAUCCGGAAGGCUGCAAGUUGCCUGUGCCAAUGGGGAAUAUAUUGGGCAGAACCGAAUUGAAGAGGCCUGGAUUUUCUAGCAGUAGUGGUGGGUGUUCUCGCUUGCUGGCUUGGAGGUAAUCUGCAUCACUCAGAGGCGGACAUCAAUCCCUUUCGGUUGCAUUGCUUUCGGCAGGCGACGCAGCCGCACUGUGGCACUACUCUCGGGUAAACGCCGCUUUAAACACACCCCUGAAGCUACAUCCGGGUGCAAGUUGACUUUAAGACGGUGCUAGCGAAUGUAUUAACGUGUCGAGAAUAAAUAUCAGUUGCUGGUUUUUCAAGGUAUAA
Molecule: messenger RNA, 2717 nt
Organism: Elgaria multicarinata webbii
Lineage: Eukaryota; Metazoa; Chordata; Lepidosauria; Squamata; Anguidae
Gene: WSB2
Product: WD repeat and SOCS box containing 2
Exons: 9
Coding region: 61-1323 (420 amino acids)
Biological process (GO): protein polyubiquitination; intracellular signal transduction
Molecular function (GO): protein binding
Source: RefSeq, a predicted model, not a curated record